Penicillium nucicola is the source of this 480-nucleotide messenger RNA. Its product is annotated as holo-ACP synthase. Gene Ontology annotation, molecular function: holo-[acyl-carrier-protein] synthase activity; magnesium ion binding. Gene Ontology annotation, biological process: fatty acid biosynthetic process. The transcript has a single exon. The record is from RefSeq and is a predicted model, not a curated record. Lineage: Eukaryota; Fungi; Ascomycota; Eurotiomycetes; Eurotiales; Aspergillaceae. The coding region runs from base 1 to 480 and encodes 159 amino acids.
AUGAAACCCCUCCCAUUCCCAUUUCCUUUCAACAUCGGUACAGACAUUGUUCACAUCCCACGUAUAACUCGCCUUCUGGCACGUCCCGGAGACUAUCUCACGCGCUUUACCCGCCGCAUCCUAUGUGAGCAAGAACAGCAGGAUUUCCACAGACGUUUUGGUGAUAGCCUGAAAGCACGCUCUGUCUAUCAUCAGCAACCUCCUCCUGUUCCAUCAGAUAUAACGCGCUGGCUUGCCGGACGAUUCGCCGCAAAAGAGGCUGCGCGCAAAGCUGCCCCAGCAGGUGCGGCCUCACUCGGGUGGAAGGACGUUAUGAUCCGGGUCCAAGAAGAUGGAGGGCAAUUUGGAAAGGGCGUGAGCCGGAGGCCAGAAAUUGUCUACUUAGGAAGCAAGGAAGAUGGAAGUGAAGGAAGAGUUGCCAAGUUGUCUAUUUCCCAUGAUGGAGAAUAUGUGGUUGCAACAGUUCUGGCAGCAGGUUGA